CGCGUGUAAAUGUCCUCCAUAACGUCGUACAUUAAGAACAUUAUGUCUCAGUAUACAACACUGACAUGAGCAAGGGAGGGGCUGCUGUAAAACACACUGAUAGAAUGAAUGCAAAGAGCAUAAAGAACACUUCCUGUUGAUGCAAAAAUUGCAGCAGCAACUGUCUGACACAUCUGGAUUGGAGAGGGGGGGAGGCCUGGCUGUAGUGUUAGCGAACUACUGAGGGGAAUGGACAACGUUUAAUGCUAACCUGCAAGACGGUGAGUUUGGUGGACUUCAGCUUUGGCAUGGACUGAUGACCGUAAUGCGUUUGUAAUGUCGGCGCGUCUGAGCUUUCACACUGCUGUCGACAAACUGGAGAAACAUAUCCAAGAAAUGGACGACGGCAGCUACAUUGAGUUUGAUGUGCCGGAGUUCAGUAACACUGUUCUGACCCAACUCAAUGAGCUGCGGCUGCAGGGGAAGCUGUGUGACAUCAUUGUUCACAUUCAGGGCCAACCAUUUCGAGCCCACAAGGCCGUGCUGGCAGCAAGUUCACCCUACUUUCGUGACCACUCAGCUCUCAGCACCAUGAGUGGCCUUUCCAUUUCAGUCAUCAAAAGCCCUGAAGUGUUUGAGCAGCUUCUUGCUUUUUGCUACACAGGUCACAUGUCCCUGCAGCUCAAGGAUAUUAUCAGUUUCCUCACAGCUGCCAGCUUUCUGCAAAUGCAGGCCAUCAUUGACAAGUGUACCCAAAUCCUGGAGAGCAUCCAUUCCAAGAUCAGCCUCCCAGUUAGUGUCUGCAGCGAAGAGAAGGACAGCUUGCAGACCAGCCGCAAUGGAGUCAAUGACAGCAACCUGUUUAUAAACCCUACCCAGAUCUCCCCCCCUUACUACUCCCGGCAGAGUCAGGCAGGCCAUGAAGCACGUUUAGAGCUGGCAGGAAAAGCCCUGGGUCGAGUGCGACAGCAACAGGAGGAAGGCCAGUCGGACCGUGGCAGUAGUGACAGCGUGUCAGAGCAUGAUGCACCCAUAGAGGGAGAAACAGAGCAAGUGGAACUGAUUGGAAAAGAUGGGCAAGUAACAGAUGUGCAUGUGAAGAUUGAAAAGACCGACAGGCCCACUUACUCAGAUAGUUCCUCGGCUGGUGAUGAUGGCUACCACACAGAGUUGGUGGAUGGAGAGCAGGUGUUGGCUGUUAGUGUGGGUUCUUAUGGUCCAGUCAUCCAGUCUGCUACCUAUUCUUACUCAGGGCUGUCCUCCUCGUGCUUUGUCAACCUUAGCAACUCCAGUCCUUCUCGCUCCAUGCUCAGCGGCUUCAGAGGUGGGCGAGCCAGGGCAAAGCGCCCCUUGGCCAUCCCGGCAGGGGUGCUGAGUCAUGUUAAACCAGGCUCAGAAGAUGGUGAUUCAGUUGUAGGACCGACAGGGCUGGAGAAUGAUGUGCGAGAGCGUAGCCUGCGUAGCCAGUGGUACCCUUACAAUGAGAGACUCAUUUGUAUCUACUGUGGAAAGACCUUCAAUCAGAAAGGGAGCCUGGAUCGUCACAUGCGCUUGCAUAUGGGAAUCACCCCGUUUGUUUGUAAAUUCUGUGGCAAGAAGUACACAAGGAAAGACCAGCUGGAGUACCACAUCCGUGGCCACACGGACAACAAGCCCUUCCACUGUCAGAUCUGUGGCAAAUGCUUCCCAUUUCAGGGCACCCUUAACCAGCACCUGAGGAAGAAGCACAUGGGAGCAUCAGAGGGCAGCAAUCACAUGGACUCUCCAGAGAGGAUGGAGGGAAGCUCAGGUCAGAAGGACCAAGAGGAUACGUCUGAGGGGAUGGCCUUUGAGGCACAAUAUGCAGAAGAGGCACCAGCCAAUGAUAUGGAGGAGAGUUCAAAAUGCAGUCCAGAGGAGGCUCAAGCAUCGAGAUGUGAUUUUUAGGUCCUGCUUCAGGUUAAGGAAGCUUUAAGAAAUGUUUAUUUCAACUCAUUUUAAAGGACUCUCUUCUUUUUUGAAUUAACUCCCUCUACUAUGGACAUUUCUUCUGUCAAGGGUUUCUGUCAAUUUUGUGAAAGUUAAAUGCUACAUGCAGAAAGAAAAUGGGUGCUUUAUAGAAAUUUGAUUCUUUUGAGCAAAGGGAGUAACAGCUUACUAUUUUUGAGGAGGUCCCAAUAAUCAAGACCCCCUUAUUGAUUUCUCUUUUUAUCUUUCCAUGUUUUUUAAAACAUAUUUACAGAGUUAUAUAGGCAUGUUGCAAUAAUUGAUAAUGUGAAAGCUCUGGUAAGAUGCUUGUCAUAUCACCUUUUUACCUGACCUGUUUUUGCACAUGUGGCCACAGGAGGUCACUUACUCACAAGGAAUGAUUUUUCUGCCAGUGCAAAGCUUCGUGUGACAUAUCUGUUCAAUACCUCAUAACACAACUACAUACUCAUAACAGACAGUAUUUUAAAUGAAACUCACCAGGUUCUACCUCAUAGCCAAGAACCUACCAGGCACAGACGUGUUCACGUUUAUAAUCCGUUUUAGGUUGUAUGUACAGUAUCUUAUUGCCAAACUCUGUAAAGAAUAUUCUUUCAACACAAAGCCUUGAUACUUAGGGGAAAUAUUCCUUGCUGAUUGUAUGGAUUAGGGACAAAGUCCUUGUCAAAUGUUUCAUGAUCAGCCAGACUGAAAUGAGGAUUAAGAAGGUGCUAUGUUAGGAGUGCAUUAAAUUUGCUAGCUUAUUUGUGUGCUUUUGGCAGUUGUGGAGAAUAGAAUAAGAGAAUGGCCCUGUUCUUUUUUUCCAAGAUACAAUUUAUGCUAUCUUGUAAUACUUGUUCUACAAAACACUUCAGGAUUUUAUCCCUCAUCACUACUGGAGAUCUCACUCUGUUGGCUGAGGCAUGGUUUUAGAUGCUGCCAUCCAUGUAAUGGGCGAAUUACGUCCAUACAGUGAAGUCAUUUGUAUUCCUCUAUACUCUCAUGGCAGAUUUAUACAGAACUGUUGUGUAUGUACUUGUUUUGUCCUAAGGUAGGCUUCCAUUUCAGUACUCAGUGUCUAAGAGAGACAGGAGUAUUCAUUGUCAACUCAGCACAGCAGGAACAGCUCUGGAUCUGUUCACAUAAAUCACUAUAGUAUACUAGUCUGAACAAUAUGCAAACAGAAAGAACAAAGGAAUCUCAGCCAUUAUGACAUGGUUUUUCUUCCAUUAUUAGAAAGAGCUAUUGGUUUCUUUAUGUUUUUUUAGGGCUGGGUGAUAUGGCCAAAAAAUAAAAUCUUGAUUUAUUUAUUUUUUUAAGCCAUCUUGGACGAUUACCAUUUCAAUGGAUUUUUGUUGUUUCUUUGCGGUCUGUUUCUAUGGCUAGUGCUAGCCAUGCUGCACUCCCAUAGCUGCGAGCACUCUUCCCAUUCUUUAGGAUGCCUCUGCCAGAGGUGCUGAACGAGGUCAGUUGUGCUGCUACUCUUCAUUUUCACAGUACUUUUGCAAACCUUGCACAUGACUGUAGUUUGCUCUGUGUCAGUCGUGUCAAAGCCGAACCACUUCCAUAUAACCGAUGUAACAUGAGGCCCUUUUCCCAACUCUUCGUCUGCUGUUGUGUCCGCCAUGACAGGGGUGUGAGUGUGUUGGCGGAAGGAGAUGAGAAGCGGAAGCAAACACCGGUACACAAAUCGUAAAAGGCAGAAGAAGAAUCUGUAUUGUUAUAUAUUUAAGCUCGCCUCAAUUUUACGAUUUGGCAAAUUUUCAAAUCGUCAGGUUUUAAAAAUGCGAAUUAAUUCGAUUUAUCGCCCAGCCCUAUGUUUUUUUUUUUUCCAUCGUGUCCUGCCUUUUAUGGUGGGACAGUUGAUCUGUGAUCACUGUUUUCUGCAUUGUUUGGGGUCAAAUGCAGAUUUUGAACAUGUUUUCCUCAUUUAUCAAUCCUAUUUUAUGACCUUGUCAUAGAUGGGACAUAGCUAGAUUACAGUUAAGAGGUAAAUGUUUUAAGAGGUGGCUGGUUAUCCAAAGUAUUGAUGCACUUUGCAGAGUCAGUGGAUGGGCUGGGUGCUGUCCCAGUGAUAAAAUGUGCUCAUUUCUGUCUUAAUUCUGAUGCAGCAGCGGCAGUAUCAGAGUAGUACGUGUUUUUUCCACCGAGUUAAAAAAAAGUUGUGAACUUUGAUGAAACUCUGCAAUCACAUGAAUACUAUUGGCUAUAAGUUAUGCAUACACUGCAUAUUAUCUAUACUCUUUGAAUAUGGGGAUGAGGGAUGGGGAGUUGUUAGAAUCUAGAGACUUGAUUUAUUUCCAUGGUGAUUUUAAAAUCCAUAUCCACACAGUAAAAAGGCACUUAGAAGGCCUGAUUGAUUAUACUGUCAUAAUUAGCUCAUUUAAAUCUCAGCUGGGUGGUUCCUUUUGUGCUAUCCUGCUUUCUUACUUGCCAUCCAGCUGUUUAAUGCCUUUUUUUGAAAAGCACCCACUAUAUGCUUUUAGUUUGUCCCAUCUGGUCCAUGCUGAAUUUGUGUCAAUGAAUUGAUUAUUUUACAGUUUUCAAUAAUUUUCUACUUUGUGUGCUAUUUGGUGGGAGAAUAUUGCGUUUUGUUGCUUACGUCUAAUGUUACAUCAGGAGUGCAGUCUUUUUUUUUUUUUUUAAUUCCUCUGAAUGUGCAGUUGUCGUCUUUACUCAUUGACAGUUAAGAUAGCAAACCAAAAUUUGGGGAAUUUAGCAAAAAUCGGUAUAGCUAGCUUUUAGUUAUCUUUUGUGUACGAAUGAAUCAUCAACAUUUUUAGUCAUCGUCAUCCACAGUCUGUCAGUCUGUAAAGUACUUUUAGAUGAAUGUUUUUUUGUUUUUUUUUUACAAAGUCAAGUUUGUUUCUCUAAGCAGCUGACGUGUGCAGUUUUAUCAGCUGAUCGGACCUCAUCAAAAUCAGUUAUGACUAAUUUGAAUCUCGCUAUAAUAAUUCUUGACCUUCAUUUAGGGAAAAAAGAGGAGAUGCAUACCCUUUUGAAAUAUUAUAAGUGAUGUUUUGUGAAUACUGGGUACAAACUCCUAGAAUAAUUUUGUGCCAAGCGACCACACCAAAGACUAAUGGGUGAUUUUUAAAGGUAAAUUUUGACUGUAAUGCAUAAUUGGAUGCUCAUUAUAAGAAAAAUAGGUUGUUAAUUUAGUGUAGGACUAGUUCAGUGCUAUUUGCAAGGAAUGGAUGUUUCCCAGCUUACAGCAAUCACUUGUGUAAAAUUUGAACAAUUUGCUAAGAAGACAUUAGGUUGAGAAGUCAUAGGUAACGUCAUAUAUUAAGCCAUACAAAAGCUGACAAUUUAAAAGUUGUGCAAUAGGUAUCAUAAUUGUUAAAAAGCCAAUGUAAACAAAAGAGAGAAUACUUCACUAAAAGUGGCAUCUUAAACUUAGUGCCUUGCCACUAGCUUUAUAUUUUAGGUUCUGGCACUUAGGUUCCUGUGCCUCUUUCAUUUUGAAAUAAAUUAAAUGGAGAGAUUAUAAUAAAAUAUGGCCACGUCAUUUAGUGUAAAAUGAUGCCAAGAAUGAAUAGAAAUUAGUUCAUGUCAUUCUUGUCCAUUUUGUUGUUUUCUCAGCUCGAGUCCUACCCCUAAUUUUCACUUGUUCUCAUUUGAUUUGUUGCUUUUUGUCACAGGAUGGGCAACUGAUUGUAAGGUGGAACCGAUUUUGUAGCAACUGAUUACAAUCAAAUGAGGCAGACUUGUUCCCUGCAAGCAGUUGCCCCGUAUUCAGAGACUAUACUGUAUCCCUCCUCUCACGACUGAGGACAAUCUAAGCAAUGUACUGUAGUUUAGGCAUUUCAGUGAAGGAGGGAGAUGCACGAGAAACACAAAUCUACUUCCUUUUUGUUGUCUUGGAACAUCUGGCAGGGAAACAGCUGCCUGGAUAUUUAGCAGAUCAUAAACAGAAUAUUUGUGCAGAAGAAAAGCUUACCCUCAAAUACUGUAGCUGAAUUGCACAUUGCUCAACCACAAAAUUGUAUAAAAUUGCCAAUGGAUAAUUUUUUAAACUUGAGUUUUCUUGUAUUUGUGUCAUGCACUUAUUAUUAUUUUUUGGUUCAAAGUAUGUACCAGUUCCAUCCAGGAAGUCUAGUUUAUCUCUGUAGUUACCUACAAGGGUAACGGCCUCAAUCACUUUGGUAGGGACCUUUUCCCCUUAAAUGGUGCUUUUAGACUAGUCAGGUUUUUUUUUUUCUUCCCACAUAAGUAAAGUCCAUGUAUUCAUUUUAGACGAAUGGAGGGAAAAUUGUUUAAAUGCUUUUCAUGAACUAUAGUUACUUAUGUGAUAGUACACACCUACAGAACAAACUGAACUUGACACACACACACACACACACACACACACACACACACACACACACACACACACACACACACACACUCACACUCACACUCGAAUCGAUUCUUUGUCCACUCCUACUUCCACUCCUCUGAGAGGAACAGGAGAUGCAUUUUGGGCCACAAGUAAUCAAAAAGAAGUGUUUACAAGGAAGGCUGUCAGACUACUUUUUGAAAUUGCAGCUCGUCCUAUUCCUUUUAUAAUAAACUCACUUCAGGUAGUUUACGAACACUGAUAAGGCUUAGAAAAAAAUCGUAAGUCUUCCAUAGCAUUUCUGUCAGUUUCUGUCCACUGUGUAUUAUUAAAAAAAAAAAAAGCAAUAACCUUUUUAAAAGUGAAAGUGGUGUAUUGGGAUCAUGAAGCCUAUUGAAAUAUUGGCCUGUCAUAUAUCAAACAAACUGAAUGUCAGGGAGCUGUUGAAUUGAAGUAGGACCAGGACAAUUUGAUAUUGAUUUUAUUUUUUAUAUGCUUUCUGAAACUUUGGACAGGUUGACUUUCUCUUCGGGAAAAAAAAAAAAUCUAAAAGUGAAAAAGCGGUGUUGCUUGCUGAUGUUCUAAAUGCUCAUCAAAAUCCAGUGGUAGUAAACUGCAACACAAGAACUGAGCGCGUGGUUCAGUCAUCAAACUCAGUGGCACUGUUCAGAGUUGCACCUCCAGCUGAGUUAAAUAAUGAAAGGGAUUUUGGGCUUUAUAGCCACUGUUUGGGAGCGGGCUAUCUGUUGGCAUGUUGAGGUUCGGUGAUCUCCUUUGGCUCCUCAGGCGCCGAGACUGUAGUUGUAGUUGUUCAGGAUCAGAGGGGAAGUUUUCAGUCUAGGUAUUGUUUCCUUUUCCUUUUUUAACUCCCUAAACUCUGCACUAUAAUGUCUCUGGCUCUUAUGUAUUUGGUGGCAAGGCAAAAAAACAACAACAAAACCUUAGAACUCAGGGUAUAUAGUGUUAAAAGUGGUCUCAUUGGACAUACAAACUAUGUCCAUAGUAUAAUUGUGCACUUCUCUUCAGGUGGGGAAACAAGUCCUCAGUUAGUGGUUCCCAAACAUUCUGCCUCAACGUCUCAAUGAGCCCAUAUUUUCCACAGAGCUGAAGCUUGAGGCGCACUGGAGUCCACGAACUGAAGCAUGAUAGCAGAAAUAGUCCCAGCUCCUGUUUUGUCCACUCUACACACAACCUCACAACCCAACUGUGAACCUCAGAACUCUACUGUUUUGUACAACUAUGAAGUAAAUGAAGCUAGCUAGAGCUGAUGUUGUAUCUAUUGCCAUUUAUGAAUUUAUUUUAUAGCAUGAAAUAAAAUAUAUUUAUUCAAAUUAUAUAUUUUACUCAUAAUCAUUCUGUGCUGCUUCAUUUUGGUUCUUAAGCUUGUAAAUUGCUUUUUUAUUAUAUAAAAAAUGUCAAUAGAAUAAUGCGUUUGUAAAAUAAAGACGCUGAUUUGGCUCGGA
This is a messenger RNA of Acanthochromis polyacanthus (spiny chromis), 7707 nucleotides long. RefSeq names its product zinc finger and BTB domain containing 34 (gene zbtb34). The record is from RefSeq and is a predicted model, not a curated record. Gene Ontology annotation, molecular function: DNA-binding transcription factor activity, RNA polymerase II-specific; protein binding; RNA polymerase II cis-regulatory region sequence-specific DNA binding. Gene Ontology annotation, biological process: regulation of transcription by RNA polymerase II. NCBI's taxonomy places the organism in Eukaryota, Metazoa, Chordata, Actinopteri, Pomacentridae. The coding region runs from base 316 to 1905 and encodes 529 amino acids. The transcript is spliced from 2 exons.